CCAGAACGCCGGGAUCACUCCCUGAGCCGAAGGCAGACGUUUAACUGCUGUGCCACCCAGGCACCCCAUGUAAUUUGCUUUGAAGGAGUACAAACAUCUUUUAUUUUGUUUUAAUUAGAGUAAAAUAUACAUAACAUAAAAUGGACCAUUUAACCGUUUUUUAAGUGGAUCAUUCAUGGCGUUAAGUGGACUCACUGUGUUGUGUAGCCGUCACCACCCUCCACCCCAGGACUCCCUCAUCCUUGCGAGCUGAGAUUCUUUCCUCUGUUCCUCCUACCUGGCGGCCCCGGCACCCACUCUUAACUUCUCCGGCUAGGACUUUGUCUACUCUAGGGACCUCAGGCAAAACUCCAGUGACUGAAGAGCUGUAGAUCUUCUGAAUUUCGAGAGCAGUGAAGUAGGACCAUAGCAGAGGGUGUAUGAAAGACAACACGUUGGAAGGAAGAUUGAUGCAGACAAAAGCAACAUGAUUCAGGGACAUCAUUGAGAUUUUUGGGGAUUGAACAAAAGCAUCUGGUUGGGAGCGUCAUGAAGAAAGAGACAAGACCCUGCCUGAGGAAGCGUACGUGAGAGGAACGUAGGAGCCCGUCGAUAAAUGCAGAACAGCAGCUGUGGGAGGCCUGGAAACUGAGUUUUGGAAGGAUUCAGUAUCGGACAAACAUCACUCCAGGGGGACACAGCAGAGGUGUAGUUCCAGCCUAUCUGUCCAGCCCUAGUCCAAGCUUCUCCGCUGUCCAUGGUUUUGAAAGUCUUCUGCGCCGGGUGACCAGCAUAGAAAGCUCUUGCUAGCUGGUGAUGGAAGUGUGCUGGAGCAAUGGGAGAAGCUGGUAACUUCUAGGAAGCCAAGAUGACCAGAAUUGUUUUAAAUCAUCAAAGGAUGCGUGCAGUUGAGACAUGGCGGCUCCAGUAAUUGGGGAUGAACGCGUGAGGCUUGCUGGACGGACCUGUGUGCUGUGAGCGGUGGCACUCUGCUAGUGGUGGUGUGGAGCCUGCUGACCUACCCUUUGGUUUCAUCCAGCCACCCCACGGAAAUUUGGGGAAGAUGGCCAGGGCGCCAUGAGGUGAGCACGCACCAGCGCCCAGAGCCCUGGAGAGCAGUGUGCGGGCUGCGGGAGCGCGAGCGGCCCCGCGCGUCUGGCCACGCACGACCCCGGCAUGAGGCCGGGCAGCAUGGGUGCGCCGCCACGGGACCGCUGACCCCCGCCCGCUGGGACCAUGAAGGAGGUGGCGUACUGGUCCCCCAAGAAGGUGGCGGACUGGCUGCUGGAGCACGCCAUGCCCGAGUACUGUGAGCCCCUGGAGCACUUCACGGGCCGGGACCUGAUCGGCCUGACCCGGGAGGACUUCGCGCGGCCGCCCCUGUGCCGUGUGUCGGCCGACAGCGGGCAGCGGCUCCUGGACAUGAUCGAGACCCUGAAGGUGGAGCAGCACAUGGAGGCGCACAAGAACGGCCACGCCAACGGGCACCUGGGCGCAGGUGGGGCCGGCUCCGGCCCCACCGGCGGCUUCGGCCUCCAGGCCAAGCCCAACGGGGUCCCCAACGGCUACAGGAAGGAGAUGAUCAAGAUCCCCAUGCCGGAGCCUGAGCGCUCUCAGUAUCCCAUGGAGUGGGGAAAAACGUGCCUGGCCUUCCUGUACGCGCUGGCCUGCUUUGUCCUCACCACGGUGAUGAUCUCGGUCGUCCACGAGCGAGUGCCUCCCAAGGAGGUGCAGCCCCCACUGCCGGACACGUUCUUUGACCAUUUUAACCGGGUGCAGUGGGCCUUUUCUAUCUGUGAAAUUAACGGCAUGAUCCUAGUGGGACUCUGGUUAAUCCAGUGGCUGCUCUUAAAAUACAAGUCUAUCAUCAGCAGAAGAUUCUUCUGCAUAGUCGGCACGCUGUACCUGUAUCGCUGUAUCACAAUGUACGUGACCACCCUCCCAGUGCCCGGCAUGCACUUCAACUGCUCUCCGAAGCUUUUUGGAGACUGGGAAGCCCAGCUGCGGAGAAUAAUGAAGCUCAUCGCCGGCGGUGGCCUGUCCAUCACUGGUUCUCACAACAUGUGCGGGGACUAUCUGUACAGCGGCCACACGGUCAUGCUCACGCUCACCUACUUAUUUAUCAAAGAGUAUUCCCCUCGACGACUCUGGUGGUACCACUGGAUCUGCUGGCUUCUCAGCGUGGUUGGGAUCUUCUGCAUCCUCUUGGCCCAUGACCACUACACUGUGGACGUGGUGGUGGCGUACUACAUCACCACGCGACUCUUCUGGUGGUACCACACGAUGGCCAAUCAGCAAGUGCUAAAAGAAGCUUCCCAGAUGAACCUCCUGGCUCGGGUGUGGUGGUACAGGCCGUUUCAGUACUUUGAAAAGAACGUCCAAGGAAUCGUACCUCGCUCUUACCAUUGGCCCUUCCCGUGGCCGGUCGUGCACCUGGGCAGACAAGUGAAAUAUAGCCGCUUGGUGAACGACACGUAACGGCCGCACACGGCGGGGAGCGAGGAGCUGUCCGAAGUGCUAAGGACUCCAUGAGAGAAGAUGCCAUAAACAAACACCUCCCUGAUCCUGCUCUCUUUCAACCGUUACCUUGACUUAACCUAUUGAGUUACCUGGUCAGCACUGUGAUCUUUUUUUCUCUCCAAAGGACCUGCUUUGGACAACAAUAAAGAAAACUUAACCUAUCAUGCACUGUACACAUUUUCCUGUUCAUAAGUUUGGGAUUUCCAUAACCUGCGACCACCUGUUCCUUUGUAUAUGAUGCAGCAGCAUAAACGUGAGCUUUUAUAUCAUCAGUUCUGGUCUUUCCAGGCACAUCUGGAAAUAAAGCGUAUUAUUUUCUUGGGAAAACAUACUUUUCGUAUCUCUUGCCCCAAAGAUUGGGCUGUAAGCCAUUUUCUAGCAAAUGUCUCUAUGAAGGUUUCUAAGUACCUGAAUGGGGUUCGAUUCUGAAAUCUUUCUACCUGUUGCACCGAUAUUCAAAUAAAAAUGACAGACACAGAAAGGUUCGGUGACUUUGGGUUUUGUAAAAAUCAGCAGAGAGAGUGUGUCAAAAAGUGCAAAAAAAAAAAAAAGAUUCUGUUAUAAAGUGAUUUUCUAAGUAUUUCCUAACUUUAUUUUUCAAAAUAAUGUUAUGAAAACCAAAUUUAAAGAUUUUUACAUGUCAGAGAGAAGAGAGUUAAAAUUUAGAAAUGCUUCUUGGGAGAGAAAUUUGUCUAUGUUUCUAGUGCCUUUCUUGUCUUGAUUGUAUGGUCAGUAGGCAAUCUUAAAUGUUUUUAUUUAAAAUAAAAUAUUCCAUGGAAAUAUAAAUGUAUGUAUACACUACUAAAUUUUGCAUUUAUAGCUAAAUUAAAUCAGAAGACUGCUUGUGAUUUUUAAUCGCUAUGAAUUAAAGAAUGGGGGAGUUAAAGUCAGAGCCCGUUCCCAUAUUGUGAGCAGGUGGCAAUGACACGUACCACUUAAAUUAUUUUAUCAUCUAUUUGGUAGUUCGAUUUUAACUAUACAAUGAAAACAGCCAUGAAUACUUUGUUUUUAAAAAGAGAGUUUUGAAAAUGAUCACUUAACUAAAACUUGAAAGCUCUAAAUUAGUUAUCCAUACUCUCAUGACAAUUUUGUUGGUAAACAACAAAACAGAGAUCUAUUUCUUUAAAAUAUAUUUGUGCAGAAACUGCAUGUAACUCUAAGUUUUACUCCUGACAUGAGUAUGUUUGGGGAAGUAUUCUCUUCUAUACUUGCCAAUGUGGAGAACAAAAUAGUUUUUUAAGAAUGAAGAAGUAUAUAUAUCCAUUCUGUAUUUUACGCAGCAGAAUUAUCUUCCGUAGGGUUUUUUUUGUGUAUUCACAAGGUGAUAUUUGUAUUGUAAAACAAUAAUGGUGAAGGAAAUAAAAAGGCUUUUAAAAUUUUGUUUGUUUUAAAUAUUUGUAAAGUUAUUAUUCCAGAGGGUAUACUGAUAUCUUAACAGCUUACCUAGAUCAUAAAUUAAUCAAAAUGCACUUUUUAAUAAAACCUGAUACUUAAAGUAAA
Ailuropoda melanoleuca (giant panda) is the source of this 3999-nucleotide messenger RNA. It is a transcript of the gene SGMS1, whose product is annotated as sphingomyelin synthase 1. Lineage: Eukaryota; Metazoa; Chordata; Mammalia; Carnivora; Ursidae. The record is from RefSeq and is a predicted model, not a curated record. Bases 1216 to 2457 code for a protein of 413 amino acids. The transcript has 12 exons. Gene Ontology annotation, biological process: sphingomyelin biosynthetic process; ceramide biosynthetic process. Gene Ontology annotation, molecular function: ceramide cholinephosphotransferase activity; sphingomyelin synthase activity. Gene Ontology annotation, cellular component: Golgi membrane; endoplasmic reticulum membrane; plasma membrane.